Messenger RNA from Cuscuta campestris, 1024 nucleotides. The record is from the annotation of a GenBank genome assembly. Lineage: Eukaryota; Viridiplantae; Streptophyta; Magnoliopsida; Solanales; Convolvulaceae.
UUUAGGUUCUAGAUAUUUGAUUAAGUGUGUCGUAUCUUAAUUGAAUUCUAGAUUUAAACUCCAAGAUAAGAUAAGAGUGUGUAACAUCUCUUAAUACCAACUUGGUUUUAGCCAUCCCUGAUUUCUCCCAUUUCAAAUCUUUUCCAUUUCAUCUUCUUAAUCUUAUUCUUUUCUUCCAUUAAAAACACCAAAAGAACUCCAUCAUCUCCAUAUUUUCGUUCAUCCAUUCCCAUCAUAUACACCACCAUUUUGUACCCAUUUCAAAGCCUAAAACCCCAGAAUUGACAUCCCAGACAUGGUUGGCUUUUUAAACGUAUUUGGAACCAUUGAAGAUGCUUUGGUCAAUUUUGGACAUUGUCGAUGUGGAGGUCUUAAGGCAGAGUAUGGUCUCAAUACAAGAUCUUCAGAAUAGCAUGUUAAGCACAUAUGAUCAAAACUUUGGUGAAUUGACACCCCGGACAAGGGUGCUCAAAUUGAUUAAGGACACUUUCGAUGUGGAUGUCUCAAAGCAUAGUAUGUUCUCAAUACAAGAUCUUCACAAACAUAUGCUAAGCACAUAUGAUCAAAAUUUUGGUGAAUUGACACCUUGCACAAGGUAUGCAAGGAGAUGGAAGAACAACAAGAACGCCAAGAUGACCAAAUUGAAAGGCAAGAGGAAGAAUUAACACAUCUUCGAACUUCCUUGAAAGUUAUGCUUCAGCGCCUUGCAGUUGUGGAGAGAUGUUCUUCUCAUCCAUCAUCGAUCUCGUCUACUCAUCCACACUACAAUGAUGAGCGUCAUGAACAUGUAUUGAGUGAUGAACACAUUUCUAGUCGGGGGCGUCUAUGAUAACAUGCGUGGUAUAUUUUGCUAUUCUUAUUAGUAUUUAUUGUAGCAACCUCUUUCAUGCAGCCCCACUGAAGUUUGCCAUUUUUACAAAAUUGAAGUAGCUUGUCAACGACUCCACUACAAGAAAUUUGACCUUUUGUAACAAGGGGUGUCAAGACUGAGGAGGGGAACCUGGACUAAAGGCGGUAGGUUCGU